CAGUUAGUCUCUCAAAACGUGGUAAACCAAAGUUUGAAUCCCAACCAAAGAGAGGCUCGUGGACCGAAGGAGAGGUGUUUCCCUUUUCGGGGCUCCUCCUUUUCUUGCCCCUCUGCAUUUUUCUCAUUUGUCCUUCUAUGUUCCAUCACUUCACCAUGAAAAGGCUUUUUUAGCAAUAUAUUUAUUCCUACCUUCUACCGUGUCAUUCGCAUAAUGGGGUGUGAUCACCGUGUUAUUUGUGCUCAAAGACUCAGUUUUGUUAGCAUCUCUCUCUGCUUUCUGAUAAUUUCUAGUUGGACCCAGAUGGGAUUUGUCACUGAAGGUAGAAAGACACCAAAACAGAAUGGUUUUGAUCAGGUACAUGAUGAUAAGGCUAUGGUGAGGGCACAGAUAGGUUCAAGGCCACCAAGAUGUGAGAGAAGGUGCAGGUCUUGUGGACACUGUGAAGCCAUUCAAGUACCUACAAAUCCCCAAGCACAGAACGGGAAGAUCAACUCUUCAAAUGUGUCUACUACCAUUGCUUACACAAUGGGAGAAGGUGGUUCCAACUACAAGCCUAUGAGUUGGAAAUGCAAAUGUGGGAACCGUAUUUUCAACCCCUGACUCCAAUUGUUCCACAAUUAAUAAUUAUGGAGAUAGCAACUGAUGUAUUAUUACCAAUUUUGUAUGUGAAUAUACAUUUCUAAGUAAUUCUUUCUUUUUUUAGUCUUUUUGGUUCUUACCUCUCAUGUCUAUCUCUAAGGAAAAGAGUUCUUACAACAUAGCUCCCAGAAACUAUCCUCUAUUUCUUUGCUGCAAUGUUUAGUUGUAUCAUUUGCGGCUGCUAAUCACUGUCCAACGUGUAACUUGCAGUGUGCUAGUUGAUUUAGUGCUUCUGCUGCUCAAAGCAGAUU
Molecule: messenger RNA, 893 nt
Organism: Cajanus cajan (pigeon pea)
Lineage: Eukaryota; Viridiplantae; Streptophyta; Magnoliopsida; Fabales; Fabaceae
Source: RefSeq, a predicted model, not a curated record